Molecule: messenger RNA, 3298 nt
Organism: Cryptotermes secundus
Lineage: Eukaryota; Metazoa; Arthropoda; Insecta; Blattodea; Kalotermitidae
Product: rab-like protein 6
Exons: 11
Coding region: 325-2463 (712 amino acids)
Cellular component (GO): cytosol; nucleus
Molecular function (GO): GTP binding
Source: RefSeq, a predicted model, not a curated record
ACUACAUAAGGUUCAUGCACCGUUCAAUGUUUGAUUAGGAUUUUGUUUCAUUGACAGAUGGAAAGUGCGUGAUCAGUAUCCGCCAGCUGUGAGGCUAAUUAUUGGUUAAUCAAAAUAAGGCUGUAGGGAAGACGGUGUCAGUGCACGUCUCAGUCUAUAUCUUAAAACUUUCACACGUCAAGUAAAAGACUUGAAAAAUACGAAGACUUUUGACUGUUAGUGUAAGAAGAUGGAAAAUAACCUUAUAUUUCAGCUAUCCAGCAGUUACAGGAAUGUUUAGCGCAACUGCAUUUAUUAAAUAGAAGGCCAUACAAGUUUCCCGUCAUGUUCUCGGCUAUCAAACGCCUUGCUGGGAAGGCAGAGGGUGUGAAUAAUGUUGCCCGGCCUGGUCAUCAGUCAAUGUCACAUAGUCUACAGAGAAAGUUUGCCAAAGGAGUACAGUACAAUAUGAAGAUAAUAAUUAAAGGUGACCGGAAUGUUGGCAAGACCUGCUUAUUCCAUAGGCUCCAAGGACAGAAAUUUGUUGAAGAAUACAUUCCAACAGAAGAGAUUCAGGUGGCUAGUAUUCAGUGGAGCUAUAAGGCUACUGAUGACGUAGUGAAGGUGGAAGUGUGGGAUGUAGUUGAUCGGGGUAAGAAGAAGAAGCGAUUUGAUGGGCUCAAACUUGAGAACAGCCAAUUCGAAGUGACCGAAGAACCUGCUUUAGAUGCUGAGUUUCUCGAUGUAUACAAGGGCACUAACGGAGUCAUCAUUAUGAUGGACAUUACAAAAAGUUGGACAUUUGAUUAUGUGCAGCGUGAGUUACCCAAAGUACCUCCUCACAUUCCUGUGCUAGUACUGGCUAAUCAUUGUGAUAUGGCCCAUCACAGGACAGUGACUUCCGAUCAUGUGACUUACUUCAUCGAGAGCCAAGAGAGGCCGCCAAGAUCAGCGCAAGUCCGCUACGCAGAGUCGUCAAUGAGGAAUGGAUUUGGAUUAAAAUUAUUGCACAAAUUCUUCAACUUGCCAUUUCUGCAGCUGCAGAGGGAGACUUUGUUAGGACAGCUUGAUACAAAUGAGCAUGAGAUACAGCUCACAACCCAAGAGCUGGAUCUAUAUCAAGAGAGUGAUGAUGCUGACUAUAAUAAGUUCCUCGAUAAUCUUGUGAAUAAACGUCGUCAGGCCGCAGAUGUUAAUUCCAGUGCCACUUCUUCAGUGGUACCAGCAAGCACAUCCACAUCAGCGCAAGCAUUUGGUCCCACUUCUCAUAUCAGUCACCAACUUUCAGCACAGUCCUCACAAACAGGAAACAAGAACAAUUUGUCACCAAAUGUCCGACGAAGUUCCUCAUUGCCCGGUCCGAUCGGAGCAGGAAACCCAAUUGCUGGGUCUCACCCCACCUUGAUGCCAAAGGUCGUUAGUAUUCAAGAUACUUCUGAGCAGAAUAAACUUCCACAGCCUAGCAGUAAUGUUAGCAGCACAGCUGUUAGCUGUUCACAGUCUCACAAUUCCGUACAACAGCAGCAGAUGAUGCCAUCACAGUCAGUAGAAUCUCUCUCGUCCAGUGGAAAGCCAGAUGGAUCGUCAGCAGUUGGCUCCAAAAGCUCAGGUUUCAUGUCAAAGAUAUUUGGCAAACCUAAGGACAUACAGGAAGGAUUCCAGCAACGCAGGAGACAAAGCCUCGCAUCUGUUUCUAUCCCUCAGCCUAUAACAAGCGUGGAAGAAUUUGUACCUGAUGAAGGAGUACUGGACAGGUCAUUCUUGGAGGACAUGAACUUUCAGGAGCGGGGUACUCCGCAGCGCCUGGAGAUAGAAUCAGAUAGUGACACCGAAACCGAGAACCCAUUAGUUGCUGGCUUCCAAGAUGACCUUGACCCGGAGGAUAAUCUGCCAAAUACUGUCAGUAGUCAACAUGCUGUAGACAUGCUGAAAAAAGGAGAUUCUCUAUCCAGCUUAGAAAAUGAGAUCAUAAUCGAGAAUACAAAGACUGCUAAAAUUGAAGAAUUUAAUUUGAACGGUGAAGUAGCUGAGAUUACUGCAGAUGUAUUAGAUAAUUGGUUAAGUACCGACAGCAAAUGGCGGCGAAGCCCUGAGGGUGGUGAAGACAGUAACCAUAGCAGCAGUGUUGUGAGAGAGGACGAGGAAGAAGAGGAUAUCAGUGGUAGCCUAGCAUCAUCGAGUGUGCACCUGGAACUGCUGGAGCCAAGGCAGUUGCAGCAGUGCUCUGGCAGCACAAGUCCAGUCAUUCCCAGAGACAAGAAGAAAAGCAAACACAAGGAGAAGAAUGAAGAGAAAAGUACAAAGAAAUACAAGAAAAAAUGUAGCAAGGAGAAGGACUACAGUAAAUCUCAAAAUGACGAGAAAAAGAAAAAGAAAAAAUCAAGUCAUAAGGUUCGUGAAGAUGAACAGGAACAUGAUGAGUUAGAGGAAUUUCUUAAUGGCCCAGGAAUGGCACCAGUUGAUACAGCAUAUGAAACUAUUUAGCAUGUGGUCAUGGUCUUCAGGGAACUGAGGAAAAUAAUGAAGCACUUGAUGGAUGUUUGCUUCUGAGCCACAACAAGGGACAGCCAUCUGUGCUCAAAUUCUCAAGACGUGUAUUUACUAUCUUCCUGCCAGCCUUUAUGAUACACUGUCAAAAAAAAAUCUGUCACUGAUACUUGCUUAUUCAUGCAUUUGCUGUGCAGAAUUCACAUCCUUGAGAAAAAUAAUUGCCUAAUCUUUUUAUUAUUGGCAAAACCACAAAUUCAUUUAUACAACAGUUGCAGCAAAACAUCUGUUCUGUCAGCCUGACAUCUGUGGAUAUAUUGCUUGAGACAAGAUAUAGAUUAACUGUCCAACAUAGCAGUAAAUUUUGAACGUACCCAGCUCACCUGUUUCCAAGAGAGAGAGUCAGCAAAUGGUCACAAAUGUCAUGUUUGAACCUCAAGAAAUCAUUUAUUUCUCGACAUAUCCUCCACCAACAUUGAGACACUUGUCCCAUCACUUUACCAAUGCAUCAACACCUGCAGAAGUCUUUUGACUGUCGUCUCACCAUUUCCACACUUCUGUUUGAACGUCUUCAUCAUCAAUGAAACAUCUGCCACCACGGUAGCAAUUUCUCGCUCCAGUUGUGAACUGCUUUGUGUGAUAAACACUUCACACCAUAAACAGGAAACAUUUCUUUAUGUAUAUCCUUUUGCACACAAAAAAAUGCACAACAGAACGGUCACCAUUUUGACUACUGAAAUCAGCCUCUGCACAUGGGUAUGCGAGUCUGCUACCUAGACUGUCAUGAAGCUGGACUGUGUUGCUACCUAGUGAUGAUACACACAGAAAAUCU